AUGGAGAAGACGGCUCAGUGGUAAGCUCGCUCGCUGUUGUCCUGAAAACCGCAUCGGGUCUUCUGAUAAAUGCUCGUUGCAGGGUCAUCUCUCAGGGAAUUCACUCGGACGUCGUGGUUAAAGUGGGCGAUGAGACAUAUCCCUUGCACAAGGUAAGAUUCAUCGUGGUUUUUACGUGAACGAACGAGAAGAACGGAAGAAAUUCGAUCGAAUAAGCUAGUAUUUUUCUUCCCGAUUCGACGACGUAGAUGGUAUCAGUAGAUGCAAUGCUCACCGGCGCUUCCCGGAGAGCAGAGAAAGAAUAUAUUCCGGCUGGUGGUGAUGAAUCGUCUGAUUCCUUCGACUUCUACCUCUGAUCUUGGGAAUUUCCCUUCUCUGUUUCGAUCUCGGGGAUGGACCAGUUCAUGCUCGUGGCGAAGAGCGGUUACCUGAGGACGAAGAUAAUGGAGUCCAAUCAUUCGGAACAGACGUGCAUCGUCGACAUCUCGGAGAUUCCCGGCGGCGUCGAGGCCUUCGAGAAGGUGACCAAGUUCUGCUACGGCGUCAACUUCGAGAUAACCAUCAACAACGUCGCGGUCCUGCGGUGCGCCGCCGAGUUCCUGGAGAUGAAGGAGAUGUACUUUGAGGGCAACCUCGCCAACCGCACAGAGGAAUUCCUGAACCGGGCCGCCAUGAAAAGCCUCCCGAGCACCGUUGCCGUGUUGAGAUCCUGCGAGAGGCUCCUCCCAAUGGCCGAGCAGCUCAACAUCGUCCAGAGAUGCGUCGACGCCUUGAGCAUGAAGGUUCGGGAAUCACUCGCUCACCAUCAAGCAAAAUCCAGAUCUUCUUCUUCUUCUUCUUCUUCCCGUUCUUUGUCAACAGCGAGUCUGUGUUUCAGGUCUGCAUCGAAUCGAAAUUCCCAACUCGUUCCCCGGAGGAGUGGUGGGCCUACGAGCUAGCGGGGCUUAGCCCCGCUUUUCUUCAGAAAACCCUAGCCGCCGUGAAAUCCCGAGGCGCCAGCAACGAGGCCCUCGCCAUCGCCGUCUCCGCCCACGCAGAGAAGAAAAUCCCCGACAUCCUCGCCGGCAAGUCACCGCCGCCGCCCGGCCCCACCUGGGACGACGCUAGAGCGCAGCAGCGCAAGCAUCUCGAAUCCGUCGUCUCCCUGCUGCCGGACAACGCCCCCUUCAGCGUCAGCUUCCUCUGCUGCCUCCUCCGAGCCGCCAUCUUCCUCGACUCGCCGACCACCUGCCGGAAGGAGCUGGAGAAGAGGAUCUCGGCGGCGCUGGACCAGGCCACCGUGAACGACCUACUGUCCGUCACGCUGGACUACAGUGGCGAGCGCAUCGUUGACAUGGACAGCGUGAGGAGGGUGGUGGCGGCGUUCGUCGAGAGGGAGGCUCUCGGCGGCGUCCUGUACGGCGGCGGCGCCGUCUGCUGCUCCGGGACGAUGCAGCAGGUGGCGAAGACGGUCGACGCCUUCAUUGGCGAGAUCGCCACCGACGAGGACCUCUCCGUCUCCAAGUUCACGGGGAUCGCCGGCGUCAUCCCCAAGACGGCCAGGCGCUUCGACGACGACCUCUACCGCGCCAUCGACAUCUACCUCAAGGUGACUCCUUUUUUCUAUCGCGUAUUGCGGGCAAUUUUGGGUUGGGCCGGUCUGGGCUUGUUUAUUAAUGGGUUGGGAGCUGGUUGUCGCCGUAGGCCCACCCGGGACUGGACGAGAUCGAGAGGGAGAAGGUGUGCAGCGUGAUGGACCCGCUGAAGCUCUCCUACGAGGCCCGCCUCCACGCGUCGCAGAACAAGAGGCUGCCCCUGCAGAUCACGCUCCACGCCAUCUACUACGACCAGCUCAACCUGCGGAGUGGCAGCGGCGUCACCACCCCCGGCGGUGGCGGCGGCGGCGGCGGCGGCGGCGGCGGCGGCGGCGAUCUGCGGAGUCAGAUAGUGACCGACUCGGCGCUGAUCAAGGAGAACGAGGCCCUUCGGUCGGAGCUCUCCCGUAUGAAGAUGUACGUCUCCGACAUCCAGAAGACGCAGCCGGCCGGCGCUGCCAGAGGGCCCAAGAAACUCACCCUCCUCUCGUCCUUCUCCAAGACGCUGGGAAAGCUCAACCCUUUCCGGCAGGAGGCCAAGGACACGUCCCACAUCGUCGACGGGGCCAUGGCGGUCAAGCCCAGGAGGAGGAGGUUCUCCAUCUCUUGA
Messenger RNA from Spirodela intermedia, 2184 nucleotides. The record is from the annotation of a GenBank genome assembly. Lineage: Eukaryota; Viridiplantae; Streptophyta; Magnoliopsida; Alismatales; Araceae.